AUGACCGAGAGAACAUAUAAAAAAGAUUUAGAUGUCAUAAAUAUAUGGUUCAGAGAAGAAGUCACACGUGAAUCUGAUUUAGAUAGUGAAAUUAUAAUUGGUUUAAUUGAAUUACUUGCUGAUGCACAUGGACCAUGUCUUCAAGAAAUGGAAGUAAGACUUGCAAGAUGGGAAACAAAUUCACGACAUAAUAUUGGUGAUUUUAUUUACAAUACACUUUUAAAUAUUUUACCACUUUACGAUCAAUACUUGGAAAAUUUAAUGCCUGUACUUGAAAAAAUUGAAUAUUCAACACGUACAUCACGGCAUUUUGAUCAAUUAUGUCGUGAUUUUGAAUCACAAAAAUAUUGCUAUCUACCAUUGAGCUCAUUUUUGUUAAAACCACUUCAACGAUUACUUCAUUAUAACAGUAUUAUUGACAGAUUAUUGGAUCAUUAUCCAAAAGAUCAUCCAGACUUUGAAGAUUGUCUUGCUGCAAGAGACAGACUUGGUGAAACUCUUCUCGAAGGCUUGACAGUUUUAAAUCAAGCUGAAAAUUUUGUUCAACUUUGUGAAUUGCAAAGAGAUAUUGGUGGUUUUGAAAAUUUAGUACAAGAAGGAAGAAAAUUUAUUCGUCAAGGAUGUUUACAAAAAUACAGUCACAAGGGUUUUCAACAAAGAAUGUUUUUUCUGUUUUCUGAUGUUUUACUUUAUACAUUCCGUACUCAACAAUCACAUCAAUGCUUCAGAGUUCAUGGUCAAAUUGCAUUGAAAGAAAUGACAAUUCAAGAUAGAGAUAAUAAAACAGGAUCAGAUUUUGUUUUUGUAAUAAAUGGUCAAGGAAAUCAAUCAUUAACAGUCGCUGCAAGUAAUGAUGAAGAGAGAGAAAGAUGGCUCGAAGAUUUAAACAUGGCAAUAUCAGAAAUUGAAAAUUCAGAUCCAGAAAAAACAAAUCAAUUGAGUGGAUUUUUAUUACGUAAAUUUAAAAAUAGCAAUGGAUGGCAAAAAUUAUGGGUUGUUUUUACAAAUUUUUGUCUAUUUUUUUAUAAAUCACAUCAAGAUGAUUUUCCAUUAGCCAGUUUACCACUUCUUGGUUAUGCUGUUUCAACACCAAUUGAAACAGAUGGAAUAAAUAAAGAUUUUGUAUUCAAAUUACAAUUUAAAAAUCACGUAUAUUUUUUCAGAGCUGAGAGUGACUUUACAUUUGGCAGGUGGAUGGAAGUUAUCAAAAGUGCCACGCAACAGAGUCACAUUCCCGUCAAUUUUAAUCAUAAAGAUAAUUAUUAAUAUUAACAUUAUGAAUUUACAAAAUCGGACAGCUGCAUGUAUUUAUUUUUUACUUAGUCUGCUCAAAUAAUCAGUCAAGUAAUAAUAAUGAUUACUUGAAUGCUUAGAAAAUGAAGGACCAAUUUUUAAAUAUUAACGAAAAGAAAAAUUGAUAAACUUGAGGCCUAUUAGAAUAAUUUUUUUUUAAAUAUUAUGUCCAUUAGAUAAUAUUCACAAAAUUGCCUCUAAAUUUAUAAUCAAUUCAAUCAAAAAAAAAACUAAAUAACCGGUGACCCGAAGAACUUGUUUUUGCCUGAAUAUAUGCAAUUUAGGUCACCGAAAAAAAAAAUAAAAGAUAAAAUUUAUAUUUAUCUGUUUUUUUUUUUUUUUAUACAUAAUUUAAGAAUAAUUUUCUUUAAUUUUUUACAAGUUUAUUAGGAUAAGUUAUGUCUUGUAAAUUAAGACAAUAAUUUGUUGACAAUUUAAUGUAUUAAUUUUUUUUAAAAACAACAGUUGUUUUAUUUAAAAAAAUAUAGUAUUUAAAAUUUACGUUUUGAUUAUAUAAUUUUAUAUAAAAAAAAAGUCUCUCACAAGUAAAUAUUAUAAAUAAUAAAUUCAUUUUUUUAUUGUAUAUAAUAAUUUACAUAUGAUUAUUAGAGAAGUCAGGUGGAAUUUUUGAUUGUGUUUACACUGAGUUUAAUUAAAUUCUCGUGAUGUAACAUCAAACAUAUAUUGCUAAACUUUUCCUUUUUUUU
Aphidius gifuensis is the source of this 2000-nucleotide messenger RNA. RefSeq names its product FERM, ARHGEF and pleckstrin domain-containing protein 1-like. The record is from RefSeq and is a predicted model, not a curated record. The coding region runs from base 1 to 1266 and encodes 421 amino acids. The transcript has 7 exons. Lineage: Eukaryota; Metazoa; Arthropoda; Insecta; Hymenoptera; Braconidae. Gene Ontology annotation, molecular function: guanyl-nucleotide exchange factor activity.